AUGGCUGCCACGCUAGAGGACUUAGGCCUAGAUAUCCUCAAAUGCCUCAACACAAACAGUUUACGCACAUUUCGUUGGCCACUAGGCGUUGUUGUGCAGCAACGACGAGGCAUCGUCAGAAGCUGCGCCAUGAUCUGGAACGAUGGAACUCCAUCCUCACAUUUACGGACCGAGCUCGCUAUAUACGCCACCUCAAGCCCGUGUCUGACCGAAUAUCAGAAUGAAGUCAUGCUGCCACUUGCACAGUUCAUCCAAACCCUCAGGGGGCUCAGUGACCUGAUAUACGCUUCUACCGACCAAAUCUCCCCCUGUAUACUCUCAACGUUACAUCAGCAUCACCCGAACUGCCGCCUCCAUAUGGAUACCUUCAGCCUUCGCAGUCUGUACCAGCUCAAGUCCCAUAUCCACGAUAUUAGUGUAGAUGAAUACGCUCUAGCCACAUCUCUAUGCUUAUACAAUAUUGUCUCACGGUAUUAUGAAUACGACACCGAUGGACGAGUAAGUUAUCAUAUAGAAUUCUCUGAGCUGCAAACCCUUCGGUUACAGAGCGCCGUCACCGCUAACAUGCUUCAGACGCUGACCCGAAUGUCCAAAGGAAAAUUUACUUCCCUUCGUACAUUGGACCUGAAAAUCCGCGUCUCAUACGCGAGUGAAGAUAUAAACAUGGACGAGGCUACGGGUAUAUGCCUGCGAAGUUUACCCCCUCUCGAGAGCCUCGGGUUAGAUGGGGCUUUCGGGAGCAGUACAUUUAAUGUUAUCCUACACAGGCAUGGAAAUACCCUACGCAAGCUUCGAUUCAUGCCAGACCAGGAAAGAAAAGAGAAAAUUUUAAUCUCUUACCCCCGUAUGCAGGAUCUUCAACAGCAGUGUCAAAAUCUUAGAGAAGUGGAGUUACCUAUACCGCGCACCAGGGGCGAUGAGCAAGAAGUUGGUAUCUACCAUGCUUUAGGAAGACUACCGUGGCUGGAACGAGCUUCUUUAUUACUCGAUUGCUCCUCUCGGGCCUUCCAGGAGAACAAUGCCUCGGAUACAAGUGACCUGGAAGAUGAUAACGGGCAAACAAUAUGCCUAGAUGAUACCAAAACCAUCUCCUCCAAAGAUGUCCGGAUAGCCUUCGUCAAUACUGCUGUCGACUCAUCUCUGGCUCUUUCCAUAUUUCGAGCCAUAUACACUAAAAACACUCUUAUUCAUCCUGCUAAGCGCUCCGCAUUCCGAUGCCUAAACUUGCAACCUAAGUGGGCGGCAGACUUUGGUCAAAGACUAGGUGACAUGGACCUUGAAGAUAUUAUGCAAUAG
Microsporum canis CBS 113480 is the source of this 1296-nucleotide messenger RNA. RefSeq lists its product as hypothetical. The coding region runs from base 1 to 1296 and encodes 431 amino acids. NCBI's taxonomy places the organism in Eukaryota, Fungi, Ascomycota, Eurotiomycetes, Onygenales, Arthrodermataceae. The record is from RefSeq and is a predicted model, not a curated record. The transcript is spliced from 4 exons.